This is a messenger RNA of Daucus carota subsp. sativus, 892 nucleotides long. RefSeq lists its product as uncharacterized. Bases 101 to 550 code for a protein of 149 amino acids. The transcript is spliced from 3 exons. The record is from RefSeq and is a predicted model, not a curated record. Lineage: Eukaryota; Viridiplantae; Streptophyta; Magnoliopsida; Apiales; Apiaceae.
UGAAAUUUGUUCAAAUUAGGAUCUAAUAAUAAAAUUUGAUUUGAGAACAUAAAAAUAGAAUCUUUGAUCGCUCAAGGAGAAAAAGAUAAAAACUUUGAAGAUGAUGAGAGGAGUAGGAGGGCCAUUACUGUGCAUAGGGGAUUUGUUAAGUGAUGUUGGAGAAGAAUCAGCAGAUGUUGAUGAAGGUGUUGAUUCAUCUUCUUUUUCAAGAUCCUCAUCAUCUCUAUCUUCUACUUUAACCCCCAAUUCUGAUCUUAAUCUUCAAUCUUCUAACCUCCCCCAGCUCUUUCAGGAAACCUAUGACCAAUUAAAGGAAGCACUGGGAGGUAGCGACCACUCAUGGACUGCUCUCACACUGAAGUUAUGCACUGCUUUGGAAACUGCUAACCAGCUGGUUCAGGUUACCGGUUCUAAUGUUACCCUACUAUCAGAGAAGAUCCAGGAGCUUGAGAAAAUUAUCAAGAGGGGAGAUGAUGCUGUAGCAGCAGCCAGAACUAUCCACAGCGAUUUAAAGCAGAAAGAGGACAUUUCAGAUAUAAAGAACCCAUGACUGCUUAUAAAAUAGGUCUAGAAAGGGUGAAACUGAAAAAAUGUCAAAGGAAAAGAAGAGGAAAGAAGGAUGGGUUGAUUCUUUUAAUGUCAUUUGGUGCGUACUCUAUCGUGAUACAGAACUUGUGACAAUUGCUACUCUUCUUUCUCAAUGUAGAAAUGUGCUUUCAUUUGGUAAAUAUCACUGGAAUUUGUAUCAGGGAAAUAUGUUUAACUGAUUCACAUUUAGAUAUAGGUAAAGAUGUAGAACUAAUAGCUUCCCAGACACACAAGAUAUUCGUCGGAGACAGUUUGCAUGGCUCAGUAUAUGUUUUACCUAGGUCUGGUGACCUUACUGUGUGUA